GCCCUUAGCAACGGGCCUAGCGACGGUCUCCGGCGGCUGCCGCCAGGCGCCGGCUCCAACGCGCCAGUCCACUGAUGCGGGGGCUGGCCCUGCCCGGGGAAGGACGGAAGGGGGGCCCGUGUGUCCCCGCGGCGGCUGCAAGAGGAUCUAAGCAUGGAUGGCAGCCGGAGAGUCAGAGCAACCUCUGUCCUUCCCAGAUAUGGUUCUCCGUGCCUACUUAAAGGACACUUGAGCACCAAAAGUAAUGCUUUUUGCAUUGACUCCUCCUCUCUCAGACUAAGUACUCUCCACCUGGUCAAGAAUCACAUGGCUGUUCACUAUAAUAAAAUCCUUUCAGCCAAAGCUGCGGUAGACUGUUCAGUUCCAUUAAGCAUGAGUGCCAGCGUCAAAUAUGCAGACCAACAACGAAGAGAGAAACUCAAAAAGGAACUGGCACGAUGUGAAAGGGAGUUGAAACUAAAUAAAACAGCAAUGCCGGCCAAUUCUAAAAGUCAUUCCAAGUCAUUAUUUAACACUCUCCAAAAGCCUUCAGGAGAACCGCAAGAGGAGGAUGUGUUACUCGGAGAAGUGAAUGGAUUUCCAUCCUUCACAAGGUCGCCAGGAACUUCUUCAGAGAGACUGCGGCUGCAUCUGCCUCGAUCUGAGAAAGUCCUCCCGGACGGCCCUGAGAAGAGCCCCAGCUCCUCCGUGCUCAGCGAGGACUGCGCCCCCUCUGGGCCUAGGAAAGCGCGCUCCGGCGCUUCGUGCGGCCGGGGGCCCAGGGGCACGGUCCCCAACACCCGGCGGUUUCAGUUAGUGAUUUCAAAAGCACCCAGUGGGGACCUUUUGGAUAAACACUCUGAACUGUUUUCCAACAGACAUUUGCCAUUCACUCCACGCACUUUAAAAACAGAAGCAAAAUCUUUCCUGUCACAUUACCGAUAUUACACGCCCGCCAAAAGGAAAAAGGAGUUCACAGAUCAGUGGAUAGAAGCUGAAACCCAGACUGAUUUAAGCAGCUUUAAAUCUGAUUCUGAGGCAGUUGAGACCAAGAACUUCACGGAGUCGGAAAAGAACAUAGAGCAGGCAUCUAAUUGUGUGACCUAUGACCCCAAAGAAAAAAUAACUCCCUUACCCUUACAAGGGCAUGACCUGCCGUGGGAGGAGAUGAAAGAUGGCACUCCUCAGUGUUCCUCACCAAGGGCAGAAUGUCAGUAUUCUUUGCGGUGUCCUCCAGAGAGAAAAAUCCACUCUGAUGAGGAAGAACUCUUGUAUCUGAGUUUCAUUGAAGAUGUAACAGAUGAAAUUCUGAAACUUGGUUUAUUUUCAAACAGGUUUUUAGAACGACUAUUUGAGCGACACAUAAAACAAAAUAAACAUCAUUUGGAGGAGGAAAAAAUGCGCCACCUGCUGCGGGUCCUGAAGGUGGACUUAGGCUGUGCAUCCAAGGAAAACUUAGUCGAGCUGGAUGACAUGGACAUGCUGAAUGUACUGGACCUUGAACAGACUGAGGAUUCAGAAAAAAAUGAUUAUAAAAGUAAAUACGAUGUCACAAUUCGACAGGAACGCCAGCAAUACCAGAGAGCUCUGGAUAUGUUGCUGGCCCUACCGAAGGGUGAGAACCAGAGACUCUCUUCACCGAAUGAAUUUUUCCUGCCCAUCUACAAACCCAAGUAUUCAGAAAGGGCUAUAAUUCAGCAAGUGAAUGAUGAAAUGAAUCCCGGACCUUCCGUUUCGGAUGAAAAAAAUCCAACUGUUUCAGACGGUUUAACAGACCAAGAAACCUCUGUGAAUGUCAUUGAAGGCGACAGUGACACCGAAAAGAUGGAGACCUCGAAUGAACUGUGUCAUCUGAGCACGGAACUCUCCCCGUCUCUUCAGCUUCACCGCGUCCAAGGUGACAGCAGUCAUGACAUGGAAGGGCCAACUCUUAAAAUCAUGGAAAUGAGCAUUGAGGACCGCCCUUUGGGUGUUUGAUCUUCAUUAAUAAAUAUCCCAAAUGGCCAAUAAUC
Messenger RNA from Suricata suricatta (meerkat), 1991 nucleotides. RefSeq names its product spermatogenesis associated 7 (gene SPATA7). The coding region runs from base 154 to 1956 and encodes 600 amino acids. The record is from RefSeq and is a predicted model, not a curated record. NCBI's taxonomy places the organism in Eukaryota, Metazoa, Chordata, Mammalia, Carnivora, Herpestidae. Gene Ontology annotation, biological process: photoreceptor cell maintenance; protein localization to photoreceptor outer segment; microtubule cytoskeleton organization. Gene Ontology annotation, cellular component: axoneme; rod photoreceptor outer segment; photoreceptor distal connecting cilium. The transcript has 12 exons.